Amoebophrya sp. A25 is the source of this 185-nucleotide messenger RNA. The record is from the annotation of a GenBank genome assembly. Lineage: Eukaryota; Dinophyceae; Syndiniales; Amoebophryaceae.
GGACCAGGUUCCUCGUUGUAUUAUCACUUGAGCCACCAGCACGACCUCCCGAACGAAAAAUUUCCUACUACUGCUCAGAUGAAGAAGGAGAAGACCAAGACACGUAGUACAGAGAAGAAACCUACUGUAGAGAAGAUGUUGUCCGGUUCAAACCCUUGGUCAACCUCCCAUUCAGCUUCAACAAG